Messenger RNA from Nomia melanderi (Alkali bee), 6653 nucleotides. RefSeq lists its product as uncharacterized. The record is from RefSeq and is a predicted model, not a curated record. NCBI's taxonomy places the organism in Eukaryota, Metazoa, Arthropoda, Insecta, Hymenoptera, Halictidae.
UUCCUUCGAAGUGAAACUGUGCUCGCGAACGAGAUACUCGUAGGCCAACGUAUGCCCGACGUUUCGGCGUACGCGGAAAAUCAAACGGAGACGCAGUGUCCGCCGCUCGUCAUCGUCGACGACUCUCGCGAUCUCGUGUGAACUCGUUCGACGUGCCGCUAACGGUCGAACCUUUGAACUCGCUAGUGCGACGAAUGAAUUUUUCCUUCCCGAUGCUGGAGACACCGAGUGCGCAGUAAUGGUCGCUUAAAAUAUCCUUCAAGGCUCUCGAUCGUUGAAAAUGGGAGCAACUUCAUCCCUCGUCGAAUGAGUGCAGUGCCGUGGAAAAGUGAGACUUCAAUCCGCCGAGUGUUCCCGAAGAACAAUAAUACCCAAUCGUAUCCAUACGAACGGUGUUCGAGCGAGAGAAUAACGGUCGCCCGUCGGGGAGUCGAAUAUCCGAGCGAACAGGGAAGAGGAUCGGAAGAGGGCCGUGACAAUGUGAUAUCGCGAAGGCUGGCAGCGUGUCCGAGGGAAGGCGAGCAGGAAGUCGGCGUCGAAAAUGUGAGCCGCACGUGCACGUGGUGCCAAAACUGAACUCGGGAACGAUCUUGGCACGGCUGGUAGAAAGAUCGGGCCGCCCUUUCUUCGAACAAGUGGACCGCUGAAACAGUGUCGCCCGUGAAAGCUGCAGCGCUAGCCGAUGCGCCGGCCACGUAACAGAGAAACGAACGAACGGGCGAGCGACAGGCUUCUUCCAAGCGGUCGCAUCCGGCGGUGAAACGGAAGAAGGAGGAAGGUUGAAAAAUUAUUUUUACUCCGGCCCCUGAAACGUUCCGGCGCCCUUCGCCGCCCCCGCGUUCCCGUGGGUCUCGUGGGUCCCGAGCGCCGACAGUCCAGGCGACGCGACCCGCGGGAAUUCAUUGCCACGCUUUCCGGCCAUCGGACGACCAAACAAAUGUCGAGGAUGCUGCGACUGGAGAUGGUGGGUCUCGUGCUCCUGGCCUGCACCCAGAUCUUCACCGAGCACCGAGACUUUUACGAGCCGAGGACCCAAUAUGGCUACUAUCAGAGGUACCACGAGGGACCCGACCAUCUCACCAGGGAGGUCAGGGUGAAACAAGGACGUCUGCGCGGCAUGGUCGUUCAGCCAAGGUCCAAUCACGAUCUCCAGCCGGUCGACGUUUUCCUCGGAGUGCCGUACGCGGAGCCGCCGGUCGGAUCUUUAAGGUUCUCGCCGCCCAGAUCGCCGGAGCCGUGGCGGGUCGUGCGACAAUCCCUCGAUUUCGCGCCGGUGUGCCCGCAAGUGGUGCCCAAACUGCGGGACGAGGUGAAACCGGCCCGCUACGAGUACCUCGAGAGGCUGCUACCCUAUCUGAAGAACCAGAGCGAGGACUGCCUCUACCUGAACAUCUACGCGCCCCACCAGCCCGAAGGACAGAAACCGCUGCGGAAAUAUCCGGUGAUGGUGUUCAUACACGGCGAGAGCUUCGAGUGGAACAGCGGCAACCCGUACGACGGCACAAUAUUGGCAGCUUACGGGAACGUCGUGUUCGUCACCAUCAACUUCCGUUUAGGCAUCCUCGGUUUCUUGAGACCAGGCACCAGGGACGACACGGCGAGCAAUUUCGGGCUGCUCGAUCAAAUUGCUGCGUUAUUAUGGCUCAGGGAGAACAUCGCUGAAUUCGGUGGCGAUCCGAACAGCGUUACACUGGUCGGCCACGGUACCGGCGCCAUUUUUGCUAAUCUGCUGCUUAUCAGCCCUGUGGCUAAUAAGAAAGGUCUGUUUAAACGGGCGAUAUUGAUGUCCGGAUCAGCGUCGAGCGCGGACGCGAUUGGAAAGGCUCCCCUGCAAAUCACCAAACAGGUGGCGCACGCCUUAAAUUGUCCUACGACGACCGACAGCGACCUGGCGUUCUGUUUGCGCGACCAGGACGUGAACACGCUGCUGGAUGUGAAGAUUCACAAGCCGAAAUACGUGCCCGCGUUCGCGCCGCUGAUCGAUAACGCUGUCGUCCCGGACAAGCCUCUGACUUUAAUGAAAAACUCCCAGUUGUUCGGCAGGUUCGAUUUGAUGUAUGGUGUCACUGAGUCGGAAAAAUUUCAUAUUCUGCCACCGGUUGCUUUGUUGCACGGAAUGCUGGACGAGCAAAGGGACGAUGUGCUCAGGGAUCACGCGAAGGCGACGCACGAACUGGAACCGGAGCUCAUUCUAUCAAAGAUUCUGGAACAAUACGGCGAUUUCUCGGCUGGGUACACGAACGAGUACGCGACGAAGAAUCGGGAUCUGGUGCUGGAGGCGCUCUCCGACAGCGGUACCGUCGCCCCAUUAAUAAUGACCGCGAAUUUACAUUCAAGGGCGAACCCGAAGAGCUACAUGUACGUUUUCUCGCAUCCGAAGGCGAUGCAGGACUACUCGGGCCAACAACGCCAGCGCACCGUGCACGGCGAAGAGCUGCCCUACGUGCUCGGCGUGCCUCUCGACGGGAAUAAAUACGAGCUGCGACGCCGAUACAACAUCGGCGAGACGCUGUUUUCGGAGGCCAUGAUGAACUGGUGGUGCAGCUUCGCGUACGUCGGGAACCCGAAUAUCGCGAAACGGUACCCAUACCUGACGGACGGAUUGAAGGAAUGGGGGCAGUACGAGAUCGAGUGGCCAGAAUACGAUCCCCACAACCAGACCUAUUUGAAUCUGACAAUUCCACCAACGAUUGGCUCGCGGUACCGCGCGACGGAGAUGCUGUUUUGGAACGAGCACCUGCCGAACCUGCUGCGUCAUCCGAACAAAGAUACACUGUCGCCGUUGUUACCGAAAAGGCCGCGACCGUCGAUUCUCGACAAAGCGGACGGGAUCGGAAGGUACGCGAACGCUAGUAACAACAGGAACUACGAAACCUACGGCACUAGGUACCCGUCAAAGGAGCUACAUCUAAUACCGUCCGCCACGACAGAGGCCGGCGACAAAGCGACGACGCCGGAUUCCACGUCGAGUCGACCGGACGAAGAGACCGUGUCGCAGCCGAGCACGCCAAAGAGCUCCUCGGUGAUCACGAUGCUGACGGGUCUCGGCGUGGUCUUCCUCCUGAUAAACUUCACCGCGUUCCUCUACCUAUACUGCAAGAAACAGGACCUGAAGAGCAAGGAGGCCGGCCUUAAGCGGCGGGCCAGCCAGAAGGAGGAGUCGAAGCGUGCCAAGUCUGAGAAAUACGAUAACCACUACGGCGAGCUGGGUUACAAGAGCGACAGCAAGCCGGACCUGAACGACGUCAUAAAGAACGACAAGGCAUACGACAACAACUCGAACUUCGGCAGACGCUCGAAACUGUCCAGACAGAACUCCGGCUCCACCAUCGACACCCACAUCAAGGUUCGGGAGUGGAUACAGCAGGAGAUCGUGCACAGGUGUUCGCCUAGGUACCUACGCAAAACGCGAGAAACUCUACAGAGGGAGCACCAGGACAAGCUCAGCAAACAGCAGGAGGAGGAGAAGAAGAAGCUGGAAGAGGAGAUGCUGAAAGAGAGAAAGGAGGAGCCGAUCUACGACGAGAGUCCCGCAUUAGUCGUCCGACCUGGCAAGAAGUCAAAGCUCCCGAAAGUCUCCGUGGCCGUGGACGCCACACCAGCGACGAGGACCGAAUCGAUCCUCAACCAGGUGCCGAUCGAGUUGGCGAAAGGCGUGGAGGCUCCCGACGAGCCGUUCGACGUUCAGCCGGCUCCUCAGGUGGUCGUGAUCGAGCAUCAUCACUCGAGGAGCGACCCGCUGCCGAUGGAGAACGUGCUGAGGAACGUCAAGCCGAAUUUCUCCACGACGAGGAUCUACGAGUCGGAUUCGGGCAGCGCGAGCAGCUUGUACGCGAAGAUCAAUCCGAAGAUGAAGUCCAGGCUGCCUCGCGUCGAGCUCGGCGUGAAUACGGAAGCGCCCGCCGCGGACGAGGCGGAGGAGAUUUACAUAAAAACCGGAGCGAAGCUGACCACGUUCGCCGCUAGUAUCACGCCGUGCGACAUAAACGUAACCUGCAGGGAGCCGAUAGCGGAGAGAGAGUGCAUCAGCCCGGAGGAGGCGUUGAGGACGAUCAAGCGCAGGAACUACCCGAAGGUGCUCCCAGACAUCGAGAAGAGGCGAUCGUUGCCGGCGCCGAGCAGCCUAUUCGUACCCAAACAGCAUGCCAAUUCGCUGAGGGACUACGUCAAAGGGGGGCUUCACUUAUCCCCGACCUCUCACCAGCCGCCGCAGCCUCCGCCGAGGAUGUUCGGUCCGUCGAGGAGCUUGGACUUCGCCGAGGAGAACGAGAACCAGUUCGAGACCGAGCCGGUCACGACCAAUCUCCACGUCGGCCCGUUGCUAAGGCGACAGGACGGCUCGAAAAACAAUUCCGACCCCAGCAUCAUUGACUCCCUCGACGAACGGAUGGACAGGUCCUCGAGGACGCAGGCCGGCGGCAGCGUGGACACGAUCUACUCGAACCCCAUGUGUCCCGUUCACGGGAUCGGCCAGCCAAUUUCUCAGAGCGUGGACAAGAACAUCGGCAUCCCGACCGCCCUCCUCGAGACUGGCAUCGGGAACCCGAAUUGGUACAAGUGCACCUCGGGGAACGAGACCUCCAUCACCACCGCGUCUUCGGAGCCGCGGAUCAUAGGCAAGGAGGCGUCUAAUCAGAUCCAGUUCGGGUCUAAUUGGGAGACGAGGACCCCGGCUAUGGAGCCGAGGAUCGUGAUCACGCCAAGAGUGGGCAAUCUUCUUGGCCAGGCGAAUCAGAAUCUGAGUCAAACUGUUGUCAACCUGGGCGGUGGAGCUUCGAGCGAUAGAUUGGAUAAGUCGACUCCUAGUACCGUGUCCGACUCGACGAUAACCAGUAUUGGAGCGAAGUGUCAAAUCGACUCGGCUGAACGACUUCAGCAAGACUUGCCCGUCAACAGCUCGCUGCCGGAGUCCAGAAUUCCAGCGGUGGCUAACCUAGAGAGGAAAGAGCCAAGGAUAAUAAUCACCCCCAGAGACCCUAAAGGCUCUUCCUCCAGCCUGAAGCAACCGAAGAUCAUCAUCAAGCCCACGUCGAGUCUGCAGAGGACCAGGGACCAGAGAAACAUACCCAAAGUCUCGGCUAUUCCGUCGCCAGAGGCUCAGUGUCCACAGAUCAGUGAGAAGGACAGGCUGCUGGACCAACGGGAGAAGCCUCCGUUAAAGGAAAAACCAAAGGUUACGAGGAUCCCGUCAUUUUCCAGGCGCAUGGACGAUCCUUCUGGCGGAAUCGAGAGGCCAGGUGCUCCCGUGUACGCUGAGAAAGUCGAGAUCGUGCAGAGGGUGGAGGCGGUGGCCGGCAAAGGCUCGAACGCCUGUAUAACUGGCGACGGUAAGUCGAGCAUUCCGACGUUGCAAAGGAAGGACGCUGAAAAGUCCUCGAGUGCGGACUCCAGUAAUGGGAAUUCGAACACCGGGACGAUCAAGAAGAAGCCUGUGAACAGGAAGUAGCUGAUACCCGCAAAUGACGCAUUAGGGCAGCUGGACAUCAUCUUCUUUCCGGUAACCCGAUUUUGUCGCGACCGCUCGAGACGCGUUGACGAGGAGACAAAUGAGUUUAGUGGGAUUCUGGGAUUUUGGAUUCCCCAAGGAAUCGGCUCUGUUCAGUUGUGCUCCGACAUUAUUCGAUGACUGAAUUUCAGGCAUUAUGAAGAGGCGCAGGAAUAUAAAUUAAUUGAGGUCUGAUUAAGAGGGACACUUGGGUGAAAUGGAACAUCUGCUUCAUUCGUAUUUAAUUAAUUAUUAAGAGACGAUUACGGUGAUUCGAGUUUGCUGGUAGGCUAACCGAAUGCUUCAAAGUUGGAUAGUCGGGUGUUUGCUUGUAAGAUGAAUUCAAUUUAUCGAGAGAUCGUCGAGGAUGCUCUGUUACGUGCCUUCGAACAAUGUAAAUAUUAUCCUUGAAUGUAUCGCGGUGUUUUCCGAUAUUCAAUUGGAAUUUUCUCGGGACAACGAUGUAACGUCCGACGUAUUCGAUUAAGGGGCUAGCGUAGAAUAAGUUUCCGCAAUAAUAUUCAUCGCGGAGAGCCGUGCAUUUGCGUAAUGCGCUUCGGUAUAGUUUCCACGUCGUCGGGGAAGUGUAGAUAUCGGUUUCUUUUUUUAUAAACAGCCGUGGCGCGUUGGUCGUGUAUAUAGUUCGUUCAUAAAUGGAGCCGCGAGAGCUACUUCGAGGACACUACACGAGUAGCCGAGCAGUUCUUUCUGCCUUCGGAGUAAAGGAAAUUUUUAAGGACCAUCAUUUUAUACUGGCGAAAGAGGGAGGAGCGUUUGAAAUAUUUUCUUAACUCGCGCACUUGAACUUGUAUUAAAAAAGUUUCUUUGAAGUACGAUAACAAUCUCCAGCCAGGAAUGUGGAAGAUUGUUAUUCGCAGUAACCCUUCAAGACUGUACUCAAAUAUGUAAUAAGUAGACUGCGGAUGUUUGUGUAAACCCAAAAUUCCCGAGGUUAAUUCGUGAAAAAGAAACUUCCACGAAAUUCUAUUCCCCGCGCUAGAGGUUUUAUCCCGUUCGCGGUAACAGGCAUUUAUCUUUGGACUUUAUAUAAAGCUCGUUUUCGCUGAGUUUCACGGGACAGAUGAUGCUGUGAGCGCAUGAACUUCCGCAGUCCAGUAAUAAGUCCGGUAAUAAGUAGUUGCGUCUAGUAUACAUGCAUUUCUCCAGA